Messenger RNA from Elaeis guineensis (African oil palm), 1985 nucleotides. RefSeq lists its product as uncharacterized. Lineage: Eukaryota; Viridiplantae; Streptophyta; Magnoliopsida; Arecales; Arecaceae. The record is from RefSeq and is a predicted model, not a curated record.
ACACCCGAACGGCUCCUUCACAGCGGAGCAGAACAAGUGCCAGUUACUCAUCUCUGCAAAGAGACAGCAGCAGAAGAGGGGAAAAAGGCAAUUAGAAGGUGGAAAUGGCUCUAUAUCUUUCCUCCUCCCCCAAUCCCCCUGCUGCUGCUGUUGUCACCAUGUACUCUCCCAAUUCCUCCUCCUUUUCUUCCGCUGCUGCUGUCACUAUUGUAUCCAAAUGCACCGUAUAUCCCGACACCAAGUCCACUCUCGGAGACCUCAAGCUCUCCGUUUCCGACCUCCCCAUGCUUUCUUGCCACUACAUCCAGAAGGGCCUUUUCUUCCCCCGGCCCCCCGUCCCCUUCGCUCCCCUCCUCGCCCUCCUCAAGUCCUCUCUCUCCCGCGCCCUCUCCCUCUUCCCCGCCCUCGCCGGCCGCCUCUCCACCCUCCCCGACGGCAUCAUCGUCAUCUCCUGCAAUGACGCUGGAGCGGAAUUCUCCCACGCCGUCGCCCCCUGCCUCACCCUUCCCCUCCUCCUUCCCCCCUCAUCCUUCGACGUUCCGCUGCCCGUCAAGUCCUUGUUCCCCUUCGACGGAGCCGUCAGCUACCAAGGCCACUUCCGGCCCCUUGCCGCCUUCCAGGUCACCGAGCUCGGCGAUGGCGCCGUUUUCAUCGGGUGCGUCGUCAACCAUGCUAUCGUCGACGGCACCUCCUUCUGGAACAUCUUCAAUGUCUGGGCCGAGCUCUGCCGCGGGGGCUCCCCCAAGCCGCCGGACUUCCGCCGGAACUUCUUCGGCGACUCCACCGCGGUGCUCCGUUUCGCGGACGGCGCGGGCCCCGAGGUGACGUUCCCGGUGAAUGCUCCGCUGCGGGAGCGCAUCUUCCACUUCAGCCGGGAAGCAGUUCGAGAUCUCAAAUCGAGGGCCAACCGCCGCGCCCAAGGGGUUUCGACAGGCGUCGACCAGAUCGCCGAAAUCUACGGGAAGCAGAUCCACGACCGGACGAAGGCGGGGACGGAGGAGGAGAUCUCGUCCUUCCAAUCGCUGUGCGCCCAGCUGUGGCGGUCGGUGACGCGGGCGCGGAAGCACCUCCUACCGGAAGCAACGACGACGUUCCGGCUGGCGGUGAACUGCCGGCACCGGGUACUGCCGCGGGUGGACCCGCUGUACUUCGGGAACGCGAUACAGAGCAUCCCGACGGCGGCGGCGGUGGGGGAGGUGGUGGCGAGAGAGCUGUGGUGGGCGGCGGGACUGCUGCACCGGAGCGUGGCGGCGUACGGAGACGAGGCGGUGCGGCGGGUGGUGGCGGAGUGGGAGGGGGCUCCGCGGUGCUUCCCGCUGGGGAACCCGGACGGGGCCGGCAUCACGAUGGGGAGCUCGCACCGGUUUCCGAUGUACGAGGGGAACGACUUCGGGUGGGGGCAGCCCCUGGCGUUGCGGAGUGGGCGGGCGAACAAGUUCGACGGCAAGAUUUCGGCGUUCCCAGGGAGGGAGGGGAGGAGGGAGCGUGGACCUUGAGGUCUGCCUCGCCCCCGACACCAUGGCGGCGCUCCUCCAAGACGACGAGUUCAUGCAAUACGUGUCCCAAGACUACUAGAUCUGCACUUUAACGGUUGGUAGCUCGAGCUAUAACUCAGAAUCCAUCCGCGAGUGGACAGCGAAUCCUACUACUUUCCGGUCGUUUAGUUGAUAAGUUGUGCCCUUCUCCCCUCCAAUAAUAAUAUUUAUAUUUAAAACCAAACUGAAAACGACUUGCGCCCUGCAGCAGUUUGGAUUUUGCAGCCGCCUCCCAGCUUGGAUAAAGAUGAUUGUGUAGGUGGCGGGUAAUUAAUUUAGCUGAAAUUAAUGUUUGGUUGCUGAUUAGAGUCUCAAUCCACCUAGUGGAAUAUGUAUAAUUAUAAUUCUGUAUUGGUUUCUCAAAUAAGUUUUGCUUCCACCUAUUGUAACAAAACCAACGUCAUGUACCAAAAAGAAUGAAAUAUCCAUUCGUGUCCAGAUUAUCAUGUA